Molecule: messenger RNA, 837 nt
Organism: Coniophora puteana RWD-64-598 SS2
Lineage: Eukaryota; Fungi; Basidiomycota; Agaricomycetes; Boletales; Coniophoraceae
Exons: 8
Coding region: 80-364 (94 amino acids)
Source: RefSeq, a predicted model, not a curated record
GGUUCGAGGAAAUGCUGGUGGUGGGUGAACGAGAAAGAGAGGGAAAAGAGACGCCUUCCCACAGCACGGUCUUAUAAGCAUGUCUGGGCGUCUGUUGCAACGUGACGCCAAGUAUGGCAGCGUGCCGGGUCAGAGGCACGAUGUCAACAUGCGGCCGAAAGAAGAGUGCUCUUUGAGGAAGGACGACUUGUGGGUAUGCAUCGCACCACUGGAUAAAAUGCUUCUGUACCCCCUUUUCAAUUUGGUUGUUCCGGGUCGACUUCUCGAGCGUACAUACCGAGAGACCGAAGAGUACCAAGGUAGCGACGACAGCAACCGGAAGCAGGCUAAAGUAUUAGGAAGCGUCCGCAAUGGUGGUUCAUGAUUUUCGCGUUCUAUUUUUUUUCCUUCGUCCGAGAAAGUAUGGGUGGAGCAGGCUCAUGCUUGCUGCUUCCGAGGCGGGCUUUUGACCGUCAACGGCCCAGCUCCUGUACUUUCCGUAGGAUAAUAGUCAGACUGAAUAGAUAGGAGACAAAGAGGAGGAAUUGGGCGGGCGUAGAUUCGAGCAUCAGCGAGAGAACGAGGAUACGUUGACGCGAUCGUUUCAUAGACAAGAUAAGCAAGGAUAACUUGACAGAACGACAAGUGCUUCAGGAACGGAGGAUUCAAAACGGCCAGCGUGGAAGGUGGAAGCUACGUUGUUGAUACUUGGCCGUGUCCUGAUGAAAGAGAGGGCGAUGAAACCGAGCCAGCUUCUUUUGCUGAGAUCAUUGUGGUGAGCUGAGGGUUCUGGUCGUUUGGUUUAUAAGAAUGGCAAUUACUGCUCAAUCAGUGGGCAUAGAACACGGUGUCGGUGAC